Molecule: messenger RNA, 1512 nt
Organism: Penicillium brevicompactum
Lineage: Eukaryota; Fungi; Ascomycota; Eurotiomycetes; Eurotiales; Aspergillaceae
Product: arylsulfotransferase family protein
Exons: 3
Coding region: 1-1512 (503 amino acids)
Source: RefSeq, a predicted model, not a curated record
AUGCAUGAUCAAAGAAGCAAAUCCCAUGUUCUCCUUGGACUCUACGUCCUUGGAAUCAAUUUCGGGUAUGCAACCCGUGCAAUAGCUGAACCGGCAUCGUGGGUGUCUUACCAAUCUAGACCUGAUAUCCGCGCUCCCGUACUCAACGUGAGCAUCAACAAUGAGAACCUGGUCACUCCAGGAUAUUUGUUUAUCGCCCCGUACAUGACGGAAAGGCCAGGACCUUACAUUUUCACUACUGAUGGGGAACUUGUUUGGAGUGGGUCAGAUGGCUCUACUACUGAAAUUUUUCAUGACCUCCAUGUUUGCAAGUACGGCGGCUCCGAUCAUCUCUGCUACUUCCAAGGAAAUCAGAUUCAAGGCUACGCGCGGGGCCGUAAUAUAAUCCUCAACAAUAACUAUCAAAAUGUUGCGACAGUAUUGAGUGGUAACGAUCUGGAAGAGAGUGAUAUGCACGAGCUAGAAGUUCUCGAUGAAGAACGCAUGACCUUUGCGGUCUAUCAGCCUCAGCCACAUGAUUUAUCAGAAUACGGCAUGAAAACACCAAACGGCUGGGUCAUGGAUGGGGUCUUCCAAGAAGUCGAUAUUGAAAGCGGAAAGGUAUUAUUUCAGUGGAAUUCGAUUGAUCAUGUUCCCCUCAAGGACAGUUACGUCCCAUUGGGUAUCAAUCCAAUCGUGGGCGAUGGGAUAAGCAGUUCUACCCCUUGGGAUUACUUCCACAUCAACUCAGUCGACAAAUCAGCGGACGGUGACUAUCUUAUUUCUGCAAGACAUACCAGCUGUAUUUAUAAGGUCUCGGGUAAAGAUGGCGCUGUGAUAUGGCAACUGGGUGGUAAGAACUCCACAAUCGACCAGACGAAUUACAACUUUUCCUCCCAGCAUGAUGCGCGUUUUCACGAGGAAAACAGCACGCAUACUGUGCUUUCGCUAUUUGACAAUGGAAGCAACGGUUACAGAAAUACUUCACUUACUUCCUCUGGCAUGAUUGUCGUGAUUGAUCACGGACGCGGCUCUUCAACGCUUCUCCAAAACUUCAUGGCUCCUGGGCCAGGUCUACGCUCGACCAGCCAAGGCAACACCCAACUACUCGCCGAUGGCAAUGUAGUUAUUGGAUGGGGAAAUAAUCCAUCCAUUUCAGAGCACACUGCCGAUGGUACACCCGUCUAUUUCGCUACCUUGAAUGACCCUGACGCGAUGAACUAUCGUGCAUUCAAAUACAAUUGGACGGCGACACCAUCGGACCCUCCAACGCUUGUCGCACAAGCCCCCGCACCCAAUGGUGCGACUACAUUCUGGGUGAGCUGGAACGGGGCCACAGAUUACACUCACUGGAACUUUUACGGGACAACACCUGGGUCGGACAAGUUUGUGUUAUUGUCUAAAUUAGGCAAGCAGGGCUUCCAGACUACUUACACGAGCCCGACGUUCCAUCCUCGAGCGUUUGCAGAGGCAGUCGCUGCCGACGGCUCCAGUCUGAAGAAAUCGUCAGAAGUGAAUGUUUUAGUUCCUUGA